Molecule: messenger RNA, 1455 nt
Organism: Silurus meridionalis
Lineage: Eukaryota; Metazoa; Chordata; Actinopteri; Siluriformes; Siluridae
Gene: rasl11a
Product: RAS-like, family 11, member A
Exons: 4
Coding region: 437-1195 (252 amino acids)
Molecular function (GO): GTPase activity; GTP binding
Source: RefSeq, a predicted model, not a curated record
CUCUCUCUCUCUCUCUCUCUCUCUCUCACACACACAUACACUUACAUUGUCUCUCUGACACACACACUCUCUUUCUCUCUCUCAGCUCCAAAGGAUCAACACAUUUCUCCCGCUGCACUGAGGAUCCACACCGCUUUCUGCAUGUAAUCAUUUGUAUCCUGUUCAAUUUUGCUCCACGGAUUUCUGACAUCACAAGUCCUCAAGAACCCAAACCGCUGGGAUGAAAUAAAAGCGCGAGCGAGUGUCCGGAAUACUCCAGGACUGUUUCUCAUUCAGAGGAUUUGUCAAGAUCAUUUCCUUCAUUCUUCACCGGCUCUCACAUUAUGAGCAAAACUUUGGUGGGUUUGGAUAUUUGGGAGAGUGGAGUUUGGGGGGGAACAAGUUUGGGAUCUGCCAUGAAUUUGCAGGCACUCGGAUGAAGUCGCGAGCUUUCUAAAUGCGUCUUCCCGAGCAGACGAGAACAAUGAGCAGCGGCUCGGGCAACUUUCUGCUGGUUCCCAUACCGGAGUACCCGGGCCUGGAUUGUGUGCCUAAUAAAAAUGUGAAAAUAGUCGUUCUUGGAGCUAGCAACGUCGGCAAAACAGCUCUAAUAGUACGAUUUCUGACCAAGAGGUUUAUUGGAGAUUACGAAGCCAACACAGGGGCCUUGUAUUCAAGAAAAAUCAAUCUUGAUGGGGAGCAAGUUUCUUUACAAGUGCAAGACACUCCGUGCGUCUCGCUUCAGGAUGAUUCAGAAGGUCUGUACUGCCAGGAGCAGAUAAACCGCUCCAUCUACUGGGCAGAUGGAUACGUGCUGGUCUUUUCCAUCACGGACAUGCACAGUUACCAGACCAUUCAGCCCCUCUAUGAGCAUGUGCGACGCAUCCAUCCGAGCGGCAACAUCCCUAUCAUCCUGAUAGGCAACAAGAACGACCUCCUGCGGGCGCGACAGGUACCUACAGACGAGGGCCAGGCUCUAGCAGCUGAGCUCGGAGGACACUAUUUUGAGGCUUCGGCCCGGGAGAACCAUGAGGGUGUGCAGGCAGCAUUCCUACACUUGUGCCAGGAGGUGAGCAGGGCACUGGGAGGGGUGAACGGUGAGAAGAGGAGGGGAGGACUGCACCUUGCUCGGCCAAAAAGUCCCAACAUGCAAGAGCUGAAAAGAAGGUUUCGGCAAGUGCUGUCUUCUCGAGGGAAAUCGACAACUGCAUUGUGACGACAAUGUCAUGCCAGUGAUUAAUUCAUGGGCCUGUUAGUGGAGUCGCUGAGUUAUUUUACACAACAGUUUUGACUAGAGGAAUAUUGAAUGUGUUGGUUUUCAUACAGACAACCUUUGCUUGGAAGAACAUAUUAUAUUAAACUCAUGUUUCAACAUAUGUUGAAUAAUAUAGUGAUAUGUAAUGAUAUCUUUGGUGAUGUAUCAUAUAAUUACAAAUAAAGAUACAAAGAUUCUUUUAUCUUUUUUCUAAAAACAAA